Messenger RNA from Oppia nitens, 1071 nucleotides. RefSeq names its product E3 ubiquitin-protein ligase cblA-like. The transcript is spliced from 5 exons. The record is from RefSeq and is a predicted model, not a curated record. NCBI's taxonomy places the organism in Eukaryota, Metazoa, Arthropoda, Arachnida, Sarcoptiformes, Oppiidae. The coding region runs from base 1 to 1071 and encodes 356 amino acids.
AUGUCGCAAAAUAGGAAAAAAGUACAAGAUUUAACUAGAUUAUUUGAAAACAUAGCUACUACUAACAAUAGUAAUCAAGAUAAUAGGACAUCAACAAUAGCAGGUCUAAAAGCACCUGGACAAAGUGAUCAAAAUUCAAUAAGCACACAUGCACCAAUACCUAGAUUUGAUCAUGAUGAAAAUAAUUAUCAACAUGAUAGUUUUUAUGAUGAAGAUCUUGAGCUAGCAUUAGCCCUAACUAUGAGUUUAAAUGAUGAUGGUGAUAAUAAUAAUAAUAAUAAUACCAAUAAUAAUGAUGAUAGACAAUCAUCUAAUCAGCAAAAUGAACAUGCUAUUACAUCAUCAACAACAACAACAAUGGCAAAUAUAACAACUAAUAAUAAUAAUGAUGACGAAAUAGAAACUAAUCAAGCUCAUAAUGAAUUAAAUACUAGCAAUAAUGUAGAAGUAGCUAGAUCAAUCAAUUUGGAAAUUAAUAGUGAUGAUGAUGAUGAUGAUGAUGAUUAUGAUGAUGAUUAUGAUGAGGAACUGGAGCUAGCACUGGUACUUAGUAUGAGCGUCAAUGAUCAAACACUCAGUCCAUCAAAUCUACCACCACCACCGCAACCAUCUGCACCUCCAUCAUCUCCACUACCACCACCAUUACCUAUAUCUCUACCUCCCAGUGCUAGUAUUACUAGUAUAGCUAAUUAUAAUUAUAUUUAUGAUACUAGUGCUGGUAGUACUAGUAGUAGUGGUGGUGGUAAUACACAGUUAAAUGAGGUUUCAUGUUUGAACAUUGAAAUACAGGGACUAUGCAAUCAGCUAUCGGAGCUACGUGAUCAAUAUGACCAUGAUAAAUUAGAGUGGAACAGUAGGCUAGACGAUGCCAAUAGACGUGCCAACAACAAUAACAGUGCCCAUAAUAAUACCGACACAAGUGUUACCUGCAAAAUAUGUUUGACAAAUCCAAUAGAUUGGGCACUGUUACCCUGUGGUCAUACGUUUUGCGGUGAAUGUACCAAUCAGUUGGCUACCUGUCCACUGUGUCGGCAAACAAUUGAAGGCAAAACUAGAAUUUAUUUAUUAUAA